AUGUCAGGGCAUCCAGCAUAUGUCGAGGUCACGCUGUUGUCGACGAUGGUCGUGGGUCCACCUUACUUGACUGGCUGCUACUUGAACGCCAUUUCGCGGCAUGAAGAGAGCCUGAAAACCCUCGCAACCCAGUUUUACGUCGAGCGAAGAAUAAUCCUCGAAGAACGCCAACAACAACAACAGCAACAACAACAACAACAACAGCAGAGCAAUGAGCGCCGCCACCAGCACCGCAGUCUGGCCAGCAUCUUCACGGCGACCCGCAAGGACGUGCUGCAGACCACAGAGAAGAUGGCGGAACCGCCUCUGCGGCGUCUCGCCAUCGUGCCGGGCUUGCAAAAACUGCUGACGAGGGACUCUUAUUCCCGACGGCCGUCAAGGGAAGAAAACUGUCAAUGGGUUCAUCUGCUGGUGCGAGCCAUGCGUCGGCGGGAAGAUGGUGCCGCCGGAUCCGCGGACGCCUUCACAGAGCGGAUCAUAAGGGCGGAGGUGGAGAGGGCAGCGAGUAUCCACGUGCACGCGGGCCACGUGCUCAUUGCCGAGGCCUUUCACACGGGGUUCGGGACGGCGUUUGAGGCCAUCUCGGAUGCCAUGCUGCCGCAGUACAUGGACAAGCCGGCGUCGCACGACCUGGCCCAACACCGCAAGUUCCAGACCUCGGUGUCCCAGUUGCUCGUCAAGUACAGACAGCUGCAUGCAAAGGUGGCUGCCAGGCAAGUCGGGGACUUGAUCCAGUUGUUGGAAAGCAGCAUCGUCGGUUUGACAGACGCAGUGCAGCAGCAGCAGCAAAUCAAGGACAGCCGCAAGUCUCCCUCAGCACCUGCAGCACCGUCCAGCAGCAUCAAUACUGCUGUUGCUGCAGCUGCCACUUUCUCAGAAGCAGCGACUAAGAAGCACACGGUGUCGUUUUCGAGCACGUCGAAUCCACCACCGCCGCCGUCGGCGUCUCAGCAGUUGACGUCGACGUCCCAGGCGUCGUCCCAGGUGACGUCGAAGCGCAGCAGUCGUCGAGGGAGUCGUAAUUUAAAGCCGAGCAUUCUCAAGGCCAACACCAAGUACCCCAUCAGCAAGGCCGAGGCCAAACUCGCGUUGACGACGCCCAGCAGAAGCAGUGCCAAGCCUGUCAAGUCGUCUUCCGACGACGGCCACGUUGACAGCAGCGCCGACAUGCCGAGGUUGUCAGUGAGCAGUCGAUCGGCGUCGUUCCAUCCCAGCUCGUCACUCAUUGAAGUGAAUUAUCGAUCGGCAUCGCGGAUGAUUGAUGACGAGUCUCAUCCAAUUUCCGUGGCUUUCACGGCGGAAUUGUACAAGUUCGAGGCCUGGCUGCAGGAAAGGGUUUCCGACUGCGUUGAUUUCCAGCGGCAUUUGUUCAAAGACGUCAUUGCUCAAGUGCGAAAUCGGGAGAUGAUUCUUGAUUUGCUGCAGCAGUUCCCGGAUGGCAAAUCCUUGAUGUUGUCGUCGGGCGUGUCGAGGCCGUCGCGGAGGGGCGUCAUUGAGAAUAUCCAGCGGAAUGUCGCCAAACAAGAGGCUUUCUUCAUGGUCUUCUUCACGUCCAUGGGAUCGCUGAUGACGAACCAGAAUUUGCACAAGACCGACACCAAGCACCCGUCUGCACUCGGUACAUCUAAUGUCACAAGUGGAGGGCAGCAGCAAGUGCAUUCGCCAAGAAGUCGAACGGAUGUCUUGAGCAAUACGACGUCGGAAAAGUCCUUGGAUUCUGCCAUUCAACCCACUGUUCAAGCGAUGCUUAAGCACAAACCGGAUUUCGAAAUGCUCUUGUUUCUGCAACUGCUGGUGCUGACGCGCUUUCACGACUUUGUGCUGAAAAGGGUCAUGUCGGGGCUCAUGCAAAAUUAUAGCAAAGCGAAAAAGACGCCACGGGCCAGCGAAUUUCUCCAGCCGACAGAGUACUUCAGGAAAAAGUACACGAGUGCGAAACUGGGGCCGGAUUACCUGAGCGAGUGCUACAAGGACAUCAUGUCCAACUACAUGUCGAAUUUGCGCAAUAUUUCGAAUCUGUUUCGCUUGCUGCGUGAGGAAAGCUCGUCUGCGGAUUCCACUCUCCAGCACCUGCUUUCCAAGACGAGAGACGAGGCCCUGCGCCAGGUGGAGAAACUGAGACACGGCCCCAGGGCCCAGCUUCGCAUCGUGGCCCUGCCGACUUAUUUGCGGGACUACAUGAACGUGAGAAACUCUAGUAUUUUGCUGACGGCCGUCAACAGCUUGGUUCUUCGCUCCUCGUCGACGUCGUCAAACAGUGCCCCGCGUAGAUCCUAGGCGCCGAUCAUUUAUUUUUAUAUUUAUUUAAUCAAGAAAAAAAUGACCAAUAUAUAUAUAUUUUCAUUAUGACUCGCCCCAGCACAGCAUGUAUGCUGAUAAUAUGCGAGCACUAUAUUCCUUUUUUUUCCUUAAUUCUUGUUGGUGCCUGUGAUUAUAAUUCGAAAUUGAAGAAACAGGAGCGGAAUAAAAGCGAGUAUAAUGACCCCAUA
Notodromas monacha is the source of this 2489-nucleotide messenger RNA. The record is from the annotation of a GenBank genome assembly. Lineage: Eukaryota; Metazoa; Arthropoda; Ostracoda; Podocopida; Cyprididae.